Molecule: messenger RNA, 812 nt
Organism: Cyprinodon tularosa
Lineage: Eukaryota; Metazoa; Chordata; Actinopteri; Cyprinodontiformes; Cyprinodontidae
Gene: nat9
Product: N-acetyltransferase 9 (GCN5-related, putative)
Exons: 6
Coding region: 77-709 (210 amino acids)
Biological process (GO): protein acetylation
Molecular function (GO): N-acetyltransferase activity
Source: RefSeq, a predicted model, not a curated record
GCAGCCGCAGACGGAACCGUAGAGUAAGAACCCGGAAGUUAUCCAGUAGCUGGAAUGAGGCUUUAGCCAGACCAACAUGAAGAUAAAUGAAAACACUUUACUGGAGGGAAACAGAGUCUUACUGGUUCCAUAUAAUGAAGAGCAUGUUCCCAGAUAUCACGAGUGGAUGAAGUCUCCGGAGCUGCAGCAGCUGACGGCCUCAGAGCCGCUGAGCCUGCAGCAGGAGUACGACAUGCAGAGGAGCUGGAGGGAGGAUGGCGACAAGUGCACCUUCAUCGUGUUGGAUAAGGAGCGCUGGGCGGACCCCGGUGUGGAGGAGGCGCAGUGCAUGGUGGGAGACGUCAACAUCUUCCUGACCGACCCCACGGAUCCGUCCGUAGCUGAGCUGGAGGUCAUGAUAGCAGAGCCGAGUUACAGAGGAAGAGGCAUUGGGAAGGAGGUGACUCGCAUGAUGAUGAUCUACGGAAUCAACAAACUAGGAGUCAGAAAGUUUCAAGCAAAAAUUGGUCUGGACAACCAGGCCAGCAUCUCCAUGUUCAGGAAGCUGCAGUUCCAGGAGGUGUCUGUGUGUAGCGUGUUCAGAGAGGUGACCCUGGAGCUGACGGUGGACGAGUCGCUUCGGAUCCGCCUGCAGGGGGAGCUGGCUGAUAUGAAGGAGAGGGACUACAAAGAAACAUGCAGCAACAGACGAGCGCCGGUGCUGCAGUGAGGCGACCGACAUCAGAAGUCCGAGUCUGACGGAAGGACGGAAGCUCUUUAAACUCGAUGGAUGGAGGAAAACAAACUGGACGAACAGAAGGAUGGAGAGACAC